AUGGCGCAUACUUUAGAUCGCCAAAAUUUUUAUGCUGGAGCUAUCGUAAACAAAAGUAAUCACAAUAGGAAUGCAGCCAAAAUCAAAAAAGCUGCCGUUACCAAAACCGACGCACUAUUGGAUCAUCAGAUAAAAUUCAUCAAAGAGAAGCAGGAGCAAAUUUUACAAAAAUUAGAUACAUUAACUAAUGGAUCUGGGAAUACCUUAACGACAAAAGAGUGUGACUUCUCUGAAUCGCAAAUUCAGUUAAUGCAAUCUGAAUUAGCUGACAUGGUAAUCAUGUUACAGACGGCAAUAAAAAUUCGUUUAGAAUUAACUUAUAGCAAAAAAGAUCUCGAAAAUGCUAGCGAAGAAUCUGUAAAUGUAACAAGAACACGUGUACGUUGGCUAGAAGAGCGUCUAGAAACGAUAUUGGAAAAAAUACAAAUUAAAGAAACAAAUAUUGUAACACAAAUCUUAAAAGUUGAAAAAAAAAGUACAAAAAAGAAACGUGUUGAACUUCCAGCUCAAACUAGUCUGGAAAAAGUUGAAUCAAGGCCUGGUACUAUAAAUGGUAAUUAUGCGGUGUCUCUAUCAGAUUAUUCAUUCCCUCACCAUGCAGAUUCAAUAGCAGAUUAUCGACGAACCCACAACAUCGAAUCUGCUGCCUUAAUACACAGCGAGGAAGAUAUCAGAUCGAAAUCUUCCCAAGUCUUUAUAACCGAAUUUUCAAGCGAAGCUGGUAUUAGCGACGGAUUUGAUCAGUUAUUGGAAUCACAACAUUUACAUCAAAGUGUAAAGACGGAUGUUAAUCGAUCUGUCGAGUACUGGCUAUCGGAGCAUCAUCAGUUCGAGCGAAUACCUAAUGUUUAUGAAGAUAAUUUGUUAUCGUGGCAUACACUCCCAAUAGCAGUACCAUCUACCCAUGUUAAGAGACAUGAAUUUCCCGCUAAAGGUCUUGCUUUAAAAAUCAGCAAGCAUGCUAUAGAUGCCGUCGAUAUUCACAAUAUGGCUUUGGAAAAGUUGUCCAGGCGAGUCCGCCAGCUGUGUAAUGCACUGUAUGAUGUAGCUCAAGAUUCCAUAAGUCCUCCCAAAAAAGUCAAAAAAAUACUAAAAAUGAAAGACACACGUAUUGCUAAUUUACAUGAUGAAGUCUAUACGAAGAAUGAGGACUAUAGCAAAACAAUUCAUGACGAUGCUAGUCACGGUAGCGUGAUAACUUCUAUAAAAGAUAGCCUUGCUCUGCCGUAUAUUACACAUGGUCGUACAUUUAGUUCAACGGAUGGUCAAACAGAAGCCGGUGUAAGCUAUAGGCCUCAAUCAGUUAGUAAUGUCAAGUAUCGAAUAACAAAGCAAAUAAAUCAGCAAUUUCCUCAGGAAGUUGCGGGAUGGUAUCGAUUCUCUGACGAUCUAGGAAAUAUAAAGCGUGUGACAAACGGGGCAUUAUACGAUGAACCAGUCAAGGAAAAAGUGAAAGAAUAUCAGCCACGACAGCGAACAAAAUCCAUUAAGGCAGUCGCUAAAAUGCAAAUCUUAGGCAGCAGGACCAGAACUUUAUCAGGGACAAAUAAGUUAUCUAAGCCAAAAAUUCCUCAUGAUAGUAAAAAAUGGGAACGAAUAGAGGACCUUAUUCAAAGCGGCCUUGCUUCAUCAAACGCAACAAUAAGAUUUGAAGGUGCCAAGAAUUUGGGUUUAUUGGAUUGCAAUGAUCGACAUAUCGUUAAGGCAUUGGCAGAACUUGUUAAAGAAGAUGAUGACAAAUUAGUCCGGUAUGAAGCAAGCAAAUCCAUGCUCUUAAUAGGUUCAUGGGAAGACUGUGCUAUGCUCGUAUUGACUAAAUUCCUAAGAAAAGGGAAUACUCUAAUAAAAAGAGAUAUAAUGGCUACGAUAAUGAAAGCUAAAGACAUUCAGUACAUUAUUAAGAAAUCUAAAGGAUUUCAGUUGCUAAAGCUAGAAUUAGAUGCAAUAGCCGGCUCAGAAGAUGAAGAUUUAUCCUACCAAGCAGCUCUUUGCCUAGGUAGAAUGUGUGUAUCAAGUUCUACGGCAAAGCAACGCUUACUUCGAUGCUUGGAUAUCGAGCUAGGUCCUGUUAAAGCGAAGGCAUUAGAGACCUUAAUUAAGCAAUUUAAUGUCAAAUCCUCAAAAGUUAUUGAAAAUGUCCUCCAGCAGCUACAAAAAUCGUCGAAAUGGGCGCAUCGAGUUAGCGCAUGUAGGCUUUUGGGUAAUAUUGGUCGAUUACAUGCGCUAACUUUCGACGCUGACAGGAUUUUUAUCAUUCUCCAGCGCCUUUUAUGGGAUGAUCCUAGCAAGGAAGUGCGAAAGGAAGCUGCUGAGACUGUGAAAGAACUGAAACUGAAACAUGAAAUGAUUGAAUCUAUCUUUGAGCGGCUGGAAGAUGCGAGCAGUAAAGUUCGUGCACAAGCUGUUAAAUCUCUUGCGACUUUAAAGCUAGAUACUGAGAAAGAUAUUAAAAUCUUAUUAGAAAUUGUGGAAUUAGAUUCUAGUAUCGAUGUUCGAGUUCAGGCCAUACGAGCAUUUAGCUAUAUGAUGAUUAAAGAUAAAAGAGUCAUUAAGAGCUUGCGAGACAGGCAAAAAGGAGAUGUGGUUUUAGCAAAGUUUUUAGUUAACGAAUUUGUAAGCUAUGCGCUAAUUUUUACUCAUCCUCCAUAA
This is a messenger RNA of Trichoplax adhaerens, 2649 nucleotides long. RefSeq lists its product as uncharacterized. The record is from RefSeq and is a predicted model, not a curated record. The transcript is spliced from 29 exons. NCBI's taxonomy places the organism in Eukaryota, Metazoa, Placozoa, Uniplacotomia, Trichoplacea, Trichoplacidae. The coding region runs from base 1 to 2649 and encodes 882 amino acids.